AUGUCCACUCUUGAAGCAAUUCGAAAUGCUCAGCCUAUCGCUCAAAAGAUGGUUGAUUUUAUCAACAAGUCGAAAUCACCCUAUCAUGUUGUAGGAACCAUCAAGCAAAAAUUAGCUGAAUUUGGAUUCGAACAACUCUAUGAAAGAGAAGCAAAUUGGUCCGAGAAGAUCAAACCAUGUGGCAAGUAUUUCUUCACCAGAAAUCACUCAACUAUUGUUGCAUUCAGUGUUGGUGGAAACUUUAAGCCUGGAGCUUCAGGAUUGAAAAUUAUCGGUGCUCAUACGGACUCUCCCCACUUGAUCAUGAAACCAAUUUCAUCACAAAAGAGUUCUGGCUAUUUGCAAGUUGGUGUACAAACCUAUGGAGGAGGUUUGUGGUACACAUGGUUUGAUAGAGAUUUAACCGUUGCUGGAAGAGUUAUUGUUGCCGAUGGAAAAGAUAAAUUCAAGCAACAUUUGGUUGAAAUUGAUAAACCUAUUUUGAGAAUUCCAUCAUUGGCCAUUCACUUACAAAGAGAAGUAAGCCAAGAUGGAUUCAAACCAAACACUGAAACUCAUUUACUACCAAUUAUUGGAACGGAACUGGGAGAAUUGAGUGAUGAUCCCAACGCAAAGGGAUUUAUUGCCAACCACCAUUCUGUAUUGUUGAAAGCACUAGCUCAAGAGUUGAAAUGUGAUGUAGCUGAUAUCAAGGACUUUGAUUUGUCAAUUGUUGACACUCAACCUGGCGUCAUUGGCGGUGUGAAUGAGGUUGGAUCAACAAGUAGUUAUGGAGCUGACUCUUCAUUGAUUUCAGAUACUAUUAACAGAGUUAUUCAAUGUACACAUGCCUCCAUUGACAAGAAUGCUCCUGUUGACUCCUAUGGAGCAUGCAUUGCCAAGAGUUUUAUUAUCAGUUGUGACAUGGCUCAUGCAGUUCACCCCAAUUAUUCUGAAAAGCAUCAAGCCAAACAUAGACCUCAAAUUCAUCAAGGUCUUGUCCUCAAGACGAACGCCAAUCAGAGAUACACAACCAAUGGCUACACUUCUUUCUUAUUCGGAGAAUUAGCUCGCAGAAAGAAUAUUCCUCUUCAAUCCUUUGUCGUUCGAAACGACUCGGCUUGUGGAAGCACCAUUGGUCCAAUUGUCUCAUCGAACACAUCGAUUCGCACCAUCGAUGUUGGAAUUCCUCAAUUGUCCAUGCAUUCCAUUAGAGAACAAUGUGGUGUGGUCGACAUUAAGAGUACUGUAGAUUUGUUCACUCACUUCUUCAAUGAAUUCUCCGACAUUGAUAGUUCUGUCUAUGUGGAUGAAUAA
Naegleria fowleri is the source of this 1296-nucleotide messenger RNA. RefSeq lists its product as uncharacterized. The coding region runs from base 1 to 1296 and encodes 431 amino acids. The record is from RefSeq and is a predicted model, not a curated record. Gene Ontology annotation, biological process: proteolysis. Gene Ontology annotation, molecular function: aminopeptidase activity; zinc ion binding. The transcript is spliced from 5 exons. Lineage: Eukaryota; Heterolobosea; Eutetramitea; Acrasida; Naegleriidae.